Messenger RNA from Lactuca virosa, 2030 nucleotides. Lineage: Eukaryota; Viridiplantae; Streptophyta; Magnoliopsida; Asterales; Asteraceae. The record is from the annotation of a GenBank genome assembly.
UUUUGAAAAAAAAGUUCCUAACUCAAUUACCAAACACCUCCCGAAAACUCAAAUCCAUAAUUUAGAUUCCAAUUCAAUCGAUCCAGAUUCAUCUUUAUGUAUAUAUUCAUACAUGUAUGAUUCAAAAGCAUGCAGCAUUUUGGUUCUCGAAGAACGGAUAUACGUCUUUGUUAUAUCUAGUCCCGGACCCUUAAACGGGGUUGGUUGUAUUGCGUGAAAAGGAGAUAAAGAACCUGAUGUAAAUUGCAAUCGUGUCUAUAUAUGUGUAUAUAAAUUAUAAAAUUGAAACAAAAUUGAUUGACAAUAUGACGCAAGAGGUGGUAGAUGACAUGAAUACCGAAAAUGCCGGUAGCAAGCAAAGGAUGGUAGCCGAGGAGGUGCUUAAACACGAGAAUCCGGAGAUCGUGGCUGAGGUCUAUAAUUUUCGGGACCUCGCUCACGCAACUGAAAACUUCAAUCCCGAUCUACUUGUGGGCAAAGGUGGAUUUGGGAGGGUCUACAAGGGUCAUCUGGAAGGCAAAGACCAAGAUGUGGCUGUGAAACAACUGGACAUGAUUGGAGUACAAGGGAAUAGUGAAUUUUUAGCGGAGGUUCUAACAUUGAGUCGUGUUCGCCACCCGAACCUAGUCAAUCUCAUUGGAUAUUGCGCAAACGGGCAUCAAAGGUUGUUGGUCUAUGAAUACAUGACCAACGGUUCACUUGAAGAACACAUUUUCGAUUUGGAUGACGACAAAACGCCCUUUGAUUGGCAUACGAGGAUGAUGUUGGCUAAAGGAGUAGCAAAAGGACUCGAGUACUUGCACAACGAAGCUGACCCUCCGAUCAUUUAUAGAGAUCUAAAAUCUUCAAAUAUAUUACUUGAUGAUGAUAUGAAUCCUAAACUCUCAGACUUUGGGCUAGCUAAGUUUGGCCCAAAAGAAGGAGAGGAUCAUAUCUCCACGAGAGUAAUGGGAACUUACGGGCAUUCGUCCCCUGAGUAUGCAAUGACAGGAGAAUUAACGACUAAAUCAGAUGUUUAUAGCUUUGGGGUUGUGUUUCUAGAGUUAAUCUCGGGUAGAAAAGUCAUUGAUCACCGAAGACCAUCCGAAGAGAAAAACCUAAUUACAUGGGCACAACCAUUGUUUAAGGACCAGAGUAAGCACCCGAUGGUGGCUGACCCAUUGCUAAACGGGGAUUACCCGAUAAAGUGUUUGCAUCAAGCCAUAGCGAUUGCAGCAAUGUGUCUACAAGAAGAACCAAACACAAGGCCAUACAUGAGUGAUGUUGUUGUGGCUCUUGACUACCUAGCCAUGGUUCAAGAUGAUCACAAACCAAGUGGCGAUUAAAAUGUUGUUUGAAAUCAUUGUACACCUUUUACUUUCAUAAAAUAUGUCACUAUAACAUUGUUUAGCUCAAAAAAAAUGAAUUUACUUUCGUGUUUCCUUUUAUGCAAAUCAAACAUAUAAAACAAGAUGCCAUAUAUACUUUACAUGGUGAAUAUUUAUAGAUAUAAUUGUACGGAAAACUGACUGUCAAUAUCUGAUGUACCAUGUUUUGUUUAAUACGGUGGUUAAACAUCGAAUUGGCUAACAUCAUCUUUAAGAUUUCGAUAACUGAAACUAGGGAUCUUACUCAAUCUAUGGUGGUUGUGGUGGCGGCUGUCUGCGACAUCUACCAUGGUGCACAUUCUAGGCAAAAACCUACCACUACCGUCGCCCUUCCUCUUAGCCCUCCGCCAUGUCAAGAAUCCGAAACUAGGCCAAAAUUUAGAACCACCACCGUCACCACCGUGUUUUUUGUUGGUGUUUGAAGUGGUUCUUAUCGAACACUUUCCAUGAUCACCACCACGACUGUCAGCUUCAAGUCUUUUGAAAUACUCUAUCUCCUUCAUCACAAGGUUUCCUACUGUACCACGUGCUCCUAUCUCAAUUGGAACCGGAUCACCACCAGCCAUCUUUUCCGGCAAGAUGGUGGCGGUGAAGGUGGUGGUCAUGGUGUUUAUCUAAUGUGGGGAAAGAUUUCUUUCGGUGGAAUGCACUUGUUUUGCUUUG